GCCUGGUGAACGGGGAAUGUCGGCGGUGGCUACGAACGCCGACAAACAAUAACAGAGAACUCACUUGAAGCAUCAUCAGAGCAACAUCGUUCGUCACCGCUUUAUUUGAUGUAGAAAUGAUCUCCGGGCAGGUCCUGAGCGGCUGCGCGGAGGAACUAGUUGAGUUACCGUGUACGCGUGCGCCAACCCGCCGAAUCGACUCCAUGCUAUUACGACGCCAGUGUUUCUCCCUGCGUCUCUCGAGGAAGGUGCCGUCCUGUUGCUUCCAUGAAAAUGUGUGUUAUCGUGCACCCGGUAAACGUGAAGAGUCGGCGGUGAAUUCAAACGCCGACAAACAACAACAAAGGGCUAACAAAGCGUCGUGUGGUGAUUUCAGUAUGUAUCAAGUUUUUUUAAACCGAAUUUACGUAUCAUAUCGGACGAAUUGCUUCGCGUCUUUCAUUGUAACAAAGAGCCAAGGGACUCAGUGCACCGGCCGGCAGCCUUCGUAUGUUUAUAAACCGCUGUUUAUUAUGGUUUCAAAGACUAGUGAUGUGUCGAACGUUGAAAUCAAUGCAAUUUGUGAUCCCUCUCAAGUAUGAAGAAAAUUUUCUUUUAUUGUAACAAAGACCCAAAGAUUCAACCCACCGGCCGGCAGUCUUUGUUCGGAAAUGGCGGUUUGUUGUGGUUUCGAAGACUAAUGGUGUAACGGCCGUUUCAAUCAGUGCAAGUUGUGAUAUGUUUCAAGUGUAAAGAAAUUAGUUUUUUUCAUUUUUAUUUAGUGAUCAUUUCGAGUCAUGGUGCCGUGGUGUUUUGUUUGUUUGCAUGUGCUUUAGUGGAAGUGAAGUUAAUUGUUUGUUGUGAGUGAUUCUGCAUAUGGAGGAUUACAACGCAAGGCUUGCGAUGGCGAUAGCUGGUUGCAGAGGUGAAAACGAAGCUGUUGUUUUCAUCCAACGCCGAAGUUGGACGAUAUAAGGAACAAGUGGAAGAAGUUUUCAAAGGGAAAGGGCAAAGGUCACGAUAUACUUCUGGAGAUCAAUGAGUUGGAGUAUCCGAGGGCGAAUGAAACUUUGAGGGCUUUCCACGAGGAAAGGUGGAAAGACUAUUACAAGUGCCUGGAGAUGAGACAUUCUGCUGCUAGUGUUCAUAAAACUCUUUAUCCUACCGCGGUAGUGGCUAUGCAAGGAUCAUCGGUAUUACUAAACUGUGGAAUUUGCAUCUCCCCAAGUGAAGUUCAUACAACAGAAUCAAUCGACUGGUUCUAUAACAGUACAAGGGACGGUAACUUAACGAAUGUGCCAGUGAAUAGCGAUGAGUAUACCAUAAUUUCUCCGAGUGACAGAAGCCUUCACAUGUUCAAUAUCGGUGCAGAGAGAGAGGGUUUUUACUGGUGCCAAUUGGAGGCCACAAUGUCCAACCCAUUUUACGUGCACGUCAAUAACGAAACGGAUGAAUUGAGGGUGGUACAGGGGGAGGAAGCACCUGAUGCUCUUCAUCCCGAACCUCCGGAGGUUAUUGAUACAUACGGGUUGAGGGUGUUCACUGACUGGGCCCCAUGGUCCAGCUGCUCUAAGUGCGAUGUUGUGGGGAGGAAACAGCGCUACGGCUAUUGCAUGAUAGAACUCGUGAAUUAUGGAGGGCGGAAGGUGCGGAAGAAGAGGGAUGAAGCUAUUGAAGAGCCAGUGCAUUCCGACACAGACCUCAACUCCCUGAUCGAGAAAGUUCUUAUUUUCUUCGGUAAUAAACUUCCCUGCAGAUCCUUUUACACUCCCAAGAAGAUUCAAGAACUACCACAAAUAAAACAGCGAAUGAACGAAGUGAUGAGAAAAUUUUGCAAAGUGAAAUGCCAGAAGGAUGUCAUCUUCGAGAUACGAGACAAGAAUGGGAAUGUCAUCGAGAGCGCAAACAACAGUGCUGGCGUUUAUUCUGUACUUCAGGGUGUACCGGACCCUUUGCCACCAGUCCAGCGUGAAACAUUGUAUACGAAACAUAAUAGUAAAGUGGAAUUGACAUGUCCUGGGUAA
Diachasmimorpha longicaudata is the source of this 2003-nucleotide messenger RNA. RefSeq lists its product as uncharacterized. The record is from RefSeq and is a predicted model, not a curated record. The transcript has 5 exons. Bases 1101 to 2003 code for a protein of 300 amino acids. Lineage: Eukaryota; Metazoa; Arthropoda; Insecta; Hymenoptera; Braconidae.